This is a messenger RNA of Bradysia coprophila, 1774 nucleotides long. RefSeq lists its product as uncharacterized. Lineage: Eukaryota; Metazoa; Arthropoda; Insecta; Diptera; Sciaridae. The record is from RefSeq and is a predicted model, not a curated record.
UCGUUCUACUCAUUUCAUGUGAAUUGUUUAACAUGGCACCAUCAUCAAUCAAAGACCUACAACAUCGUGGAAUUUGGACAAAUGUUUGGGAUAUUUCAGCGGACGUGAAUAGCCACUUUUUCGAUCGCUACACCAACCCACCCUGUGUUGUAAUUGAUUUACGGUGCAAUAAAACUAAAUUUUUCUUAGGAGAGAUGUCCAAACGCGUACUUUUCCACCAACAACAAAAGUGGCUCAUGUGGAGUGAAAGUCGGCAAGAGGCUUUCGAUUACUUAAACGAUGAAAAUAUCAAUUUUGACGCUGAGAUUAUUGUGGCAAUUCCGUCGGGACAAGGUUUCUAUGGCAUUUAUGAAGCCUACAAUCCAUCGUAUCGCAGAGGUGGACGACUUAAUAUUACAGAGAUGGGUCAAUGGAAUGAGGCUAUGGGCUGGAAUGUAAUGAUGAACCAGACGAAAAUUGAACGAAGACGCAAUCUAAAUGGACUCGCAUUCCCAACCGUUGUAACGCUGGCAAACAUUCCGAAAAGUUUGACUUUCUUGGAACACCUUCAGUCCAACGAGUUUGUCCAUCUGGACAGUAUUAGUAGGUAUAUGUAUCGUCUGUUCCUUUUGAUGAUGGAAAUGUAUAACUUUAAGGUCAAUUUGAAAUUGACCAAUUUGUGGGGACUUAAAGACGAUCAAGGUUAUUGGCAUGGGGCAGUCGGUGCGCUAAAUCGUAGUCAAGUUGAUUUUUGUGUAACUGGACUACGUUGGGCAAAUGAACGAUAUGGAGUCUACGAACAGACAACUGCGGCAUAUCAUGAACAAUUUUUGUUUAUGUUUCGCCAUCCGAAAAUUCAAUCGACGAACGUUUUUCUGUCUCCCUUUGAACUAGCCGUGUGGUUGACUAUUUUCGCAUUGGGCUUUUGCAGUGCAUUUGUGGUUCGUCAAAUAUUUUAUAUUGAAAAUCAGGAGACCUUAAGAGGAGGAUCCAUAAAAAAUGGCGACAUUAAUGACGAUUCGUACAGUAAUUCCAUUCUGAUGAUUUUCGCAUUUAUAUUUCAACAAGGAUAUGACGCAAAGCCGUCGUUGAUAUCGUCACGCAUAGUAAUUACGACAAUGCUACUUUUCUCCGUACUAAUCUACCAAUUCUAUUCGUCCUUCAUCGUCGGAUCGCUGCUGACGGAAGCACCGAAAAAUAUCAAGACCGUCAAACAAUUGCUAAACAGCCAUUUCGAUUUCGGUGUCGAUAUCGUGCCCUACGUACUUGACAAUUUUCGUUCUGCCACUGAAGAGUCGACGAUUGAGCUGUACAACAAAAUCAUGCAAAAUCCUGGCAAAGCACUGAUGCCACUAGAAACGGGACUUAGUUUGCUGAAAAGGGGUGGAUUUGUCUUUAACACAGAUGGAAGCUAUGCCUAUCACGUUCUGAAAGACAUGCUGACUGAUUCGGAAAAGUGUGACUUGCAAGACAUUGUUUAUCUUCCGAAGCAACCGGUUGGUCUUGCAGUUACCAAUAAGUCUCCUUUCAGGGAGCUCGUUAAAAUCAGCAUUCACAAAUUUAGUGAAACUGGAGUUUUGUCGUACAAUCAAAAAACUUGGUACGGCGUUCGUCCGAAAUGUGAGGUUAAUCAACUUUUUGUCGCUCCUAUUGACAUCAGUCACUUCUCUUCUGCGUUGUACAUCUUACUGGCUGGAAUAUUCACUAGUACCAUUAUUCUUGUGAUUGAGGUCAUGGUCAAUCGUAAAAGAAAAUGUGAAAUGGCCGCAAAUGAUGGAACUUACUAAAGCAAAGG